Leptinotarsa decemlineata (Colorado potato beetle) is the source of this 1061-nucleotide messenger RNA. Its product is annotated as innexin inx7. Gene Ontology annotation, biological process: phototransduction. The record is from RefSeq and is a predicted model, not a curated record. Gene Ontology annotation, cellular component: plasma membrane; gap junction. NCBI's taxonomy places the organism in Eukaryota, Metazoa, Arthropoda, Insecta, Coleoptera, Chrysomelidae. Gene Ontology annotation, molecular function: gap junction channel activity.
AUUAAACACCUCGAUGCUAAUCAACUGGAUUCUGGUAAUCUGGCACAUCCAGGAGUAGGACCUUACGGAAUAAACUCAGCAGAACCGAUAAAGAAGCAUGCAUAUUACCAAUGGGUGCCUUUUGUUCUAUUUUUCCAAGGAAUUAUGUUUUAUUCGACACAUCUGUUAUGGAAAAAAAUGGAGGGAGGAAGAUUGAAAUAUUUAGUAAACGGACUAAAGUACGCGGCCUUCUCAUUAGAAGACAAAGAACUCGAAAUAAAGUCUAAGAAACAGAAGCAGGGUCAGAAGAAACUCAUGAUUCCUACUAAAGGCGAUAAAACAAAAAAAAUUCAACAAAUCCGAAACCUGUUCACGCAAGGUAUAUACGUAAAUAGAAAUUGGUCCACGAAACUGAUCGUCUGUGAGGUACUCAAUGUUCUUCACGUCAUAUUCCAAAUUUGCCUCACUAAUAAGUUUCUGGGUGGAAAUUUUAUCAGUUUAGGUUUGCAUAUUUUGUCAGAAGGUUUAAACUCCAACGUAGAUAUUCUGGACGAAGUAUUUCCAAAGGUAACGAAAUGUACCUUCCACAAAUACGGUCCAUCGGGUUCUAUCCAGCAUCAUGAUGCAAUGUGUGUCAUGGCUCUCAACAUUGUCAACGAGAAGAUCUACACUGGAUUGUGGUUCUGGUUCGCUUUUAUCCUAAUCGGUUCGAUAUUAGCUGUCAUCUGGAGAAUACUGACUAUUUUCUUGUACUCCAGGAGCAGAAUUUUCAAUAGGUUGGUGUUCUGUACUUCCUCUCCAGGUCGACUCAAUCCUUGGAGGGUGCUCUCUCUCUUGAAUCAAGUUAGUUUUACCGACUGGCUUUUUCUGGUAUAUUUAUCCAAGAAUAUUGAUCCGAUGGUAUUCAGAGAUAUUUCCCAAGGGAUUUCUGAAGACAUGCAGGAAAAGACCGGCGAUAAACUCCUGAUUGAUGAUGUAGAUGGUCAAAAGUUCUCGGGAAUUUGACGCCAGCUUAGAGUACUUCAAUUUAUAGUUGUAUUAGUUUUUGCUCAAUAAAUAAAUGGAUACGAUAUAAUUCAGAA